GAGAUAGAGAGAGAGAGAGAGAGAGAGAGAGAGCGAAAUUACGAAGAGUCGGAAGAGUACUCGCAAUGGCGUGCGACGAGGUGGUGGUACUAGUUGGAGACGAAGGGAAGAGGCGAACGACGACGACGACGACGACGACGACGACGCCCCUGGAAACCCUAGCGAGCGACGCGUUGCUCUUCGCCACCAUGUGCGUCGUCGGCCUCCCCGUCGAGGUCCAGGUCAGGGACGGGUCCCUCUUCUCCGGCGUCUUCCACACCGCCUCCCUCGACAAGGGCUUCGGGGUUGUUUUGAAGAAAGCGAGGAAGAUUGGGAGAGGAAAGUAUGAUUCAAAUGUAGCUCUAGGAGAUUUUGUGGAUACUCUUGUUGUAAAAUCUGGAGACCUUGUUCAAGUGGUAGUGAAGGAGUUUCUUCUUCCAGCUGAAGGAAUUGGUGCUAAUAUAUCAGGUGGUGGUGUGGAGGCUACUGCUGGAAUUGCUGCGACCCAAAAUUGUGAUGAGGAUGUAAAACUAGGGGCAAAAUCUUUUACAUCAGAUGCUGUUUCCUCUGCAGGGAAACUGGACCAGAAUGAACGAUUGAUUAUAACUGAGGAUGCUAAAGUCGGCGAGGAACUUGGAGUUCCUGGGAGGCAAUCUGAAAGCAUGGAUCAGAUGAGAAAUGAUAUACAAGAUAGGAAGUGCUUGGAAAAGGCUGAAGUGCCAUCUAGUGUGUCAAAUAAUGCCGUUAUGGGGAGACAGGUUGGGAAAUACAAUACAAAGGAGGAGUCUGACCACAUCUAUGAGAUGGGGCAUGAAGUUUAUCAUUUGAAACCUAGUUCGAAUAUGAACAGAGAAAAGUCAGAUGGCCCUGCAAAUUUGGCCACCAAAUCAUCUGAGGCGUCGAACCCCAAAAAGAAUCUACUUGGGAAAUUUGGUGCAAAGGAGUCAAAGCUCAACCCUAAUGCAGAAGUUUUCUCCCCAUCAUAUUCUAACUCUAAGUCGGCAGCUGCAGCUGUUCCAAUUGUUCUGAACCAAACUUAUAUCUCCAAUAGUGUUCCUGCAAUGCCUAAUGGUUAUUUGCCAUCAGCAUUUGAAGUUAACCAUUUCCCAAGCCGAAAAAUGGUGCCUUAUAAUAACCUGGUACCUGGAAACAGCGCCAUUGGUACUCACUUUGCUCGACCAGUUGCGGGGCAUGCGGCUGGCAUGCUAGAGCCAGUCAGAGUAGGGGCUCGAUAUCAAACUGUUCAAGUGGGACCCACAUAUAUAAAUCCAAAUCCUCAACCCGAGAUGGCUGCGCGAGUUGGUCAAUUUGUUUAUAUGCAUCCUGUUUCUCCGGAUGCGAUUCAAGGAAAUGUUAUCUCACAAGGAUUACCCCCUCCUAUGUUGAAUCCAUAUCAACUAAGUAUGCAAAAGCUUCAAGGUACCGUGCCUCCAUUGUGUGUGACCCCACCUCUUCUAAAUGGCGGAAACCAGCAUCUGAUGGUGCCGAGCCGCAUGCCUUUCUCGCAGCCCUUCCCAGCAAUCCGGCCUAUCGUAGUUCCCAACGGAAAUGGCAUUUUUACUGGGUAGUUCCAAUGAAAUUAAUAAGAAAGAAUCUUGGUUUCUUCUUUCAUCAUGCAGUUUUUGUCGCGCAUGCAUGCAUCUUUUUGCCAUUGGAGUAGUAUAUAAUGGUUGAGGUUGUUAUUCUUUUGAAAACUGCGAGAACAAGUUAUUGUCAGAUCCAAAGAGAGUAGAAAAAUCUCUUCGAUUUACUUCUCUUUUCCUAUUCCCUGCUGUUCCUCCUAUUGUCAAAGGCGUUCAUUGUACAUCACAUCUGCGACAGACGAAAUAAAAUUAGUGAGCUUUGCUGGUUUUCCUAUUGUUA
This is a messenger RNA of Ananas comosus (pineapple), 1842 nucleotides long. RefSeq lists its product as uncharacterized. Bases 66 to 1547 code for a protein of 493 amino acids. Gene Ontology annotation, cellular component: cytoplasmic stress granule. NCBI's taxonomy places the organism in Eukaryota, Viridiplantae, Streptophyta, Magnoliopsida, Poales, Bromeliaceae. The record is from RefSeq and is a predicted model, not a curated record. Gene Ontology annotation, molecular function: RNA binding. Gene Ontology annotation, biological process: cytoplasmic stress granule assembly. The transcript is spliced from 13 exons.